Messenger RNA from Cherax quadricarinatus, 6160 nucleotides. It is a transcript of the gene Pka-R2, whose product is annotated as cAMP-dependent protein kinase type II regulatory subunit. Gene Ontology annotation, molecular function: cAMP-dependent protein kinase inhibitor activity; cAMP binding; protein kinase A catalytic subunit binding. Gene Ontology annotation, biological process: negative regulation of cAMP-dependent protein kinase activity. The record is from RefSeq and is a predicted model, not a curated record. Gene Ontology annotation, cellular component: cAMP-dependent protein kinase complex. Lineage: Eukaryota; Metazoa; Arthropoda; Malacostraca; Decapoda; Parastacidae.
UGUUGUGUCCAGACUGUGUGUAUGUGUGUGUGUGUGUAGUAUGCUGUACACGCAGCUGCCCAAGACACCACUCAACUCUUGAUUAUCAGGUACUCCUGAGCACAGGACGGUAUCUGCUGGUUCCAACACUCAGGAGAGCAGCAGACUUCCUCAAGGAAGCUGCUUAGGCCCACGUGUGGCAUUGCUGGUACUGAAGGAACCAGAUUACGUCUUCAAUAAGCAGAGGAGUUUUUCAAGGAACCAGUUCAGGUCCUUGAAGAAACAGUGAAGUUCCUCCAGGAACGAGUUCGGAUCCUUGAAGAAGCACGGAAGUUCUCCCAGGAACCAGUUCGGGUCCUUGAAGAAACAGUGAAGUUCCUCCAGGAACCAGUUCAGGUCCUUGAAGAGGCAGUGAAGUUCCUCCAGGAACCAGUUCGGGUCCUUGAAGAAACAGUGAAGUUCCUCCAGGAACCAGUUCAGGUCCUUGAAGAAACAGUGAAGUUCCUCCAGGAACCAGUUCGGGUCCUUGAAGAAACAGUGAAGUUCCUCCAGGAACCAGUUCGGGUCCUUGAAGAAACAGUGAAGUUCCUCCAGGAACCAGUUCGGGUCCUUGAAGAGGCAGUGAAGUUCCUCCAGGAACCAGUUCGGGUCCUUGAAGAAACAGUGAAGUUCCUCCAGGAACCAGUUCAGGUCCUUGAAGAGACAGUGAAGUUCCUCCAGGAACCAGUUCAGGUCCUUGAAGAAACAGUGAAGUUCCUCCAGGAACCAGUUCGGGUCCUUGAAGAAGCAGUGAAGUUCCUCCAGGAACCAGUUCAGGUCCUUGAAGAGACAGUGAAGUUCCUCCAGGAACCAGUUCAGGUCCUUGAAGAGACAGUGAAGUUCCUCCAGGAACCAGUUCAGGUCCUUGAAGAAACAGUGAAGUUCCUCCAGGAACCAGUUCGGGUCCUUGAAGAAGCAGUGAAGUUCUUCCAGAAAGUAGUGUUGGUGCUCAACCAACAAAGUUCUCGAGGACCUCAGACAUGAAGUGUUAAAUGAGUGCCAUCUCUUGAUACACUCUUAAAAGCUUACAAUGUCUCUGUCAGAAUACAUCUUCCGCGCUCUUACAGUUCAGCAGUGCUGGUAACCCACAUAUGUUGCCUCUGGCCUGCGUGUAAGCCAGCAACAGUAACAGCAACAAGCGUCAAAAUAGUUUAAGACUUCAGGAGUACUUUUUUUUGGCACGAUGUUCGGUAUAAAGAAAAAGGAAAAGACCAAAGGGGUGGCGGGUAUUAAGUUCCAACCCACUCGCGAGGAUGUGGUGGAUUUCUCUAUCUUACCCACCCCAACAACGCCCCCAACAACCCCCACUUCACAACCCUCCUCAGCAAACAGCAACAACAAUAAUAUUUCCUCUGAUAACCCCUUCGUAAAACCUAGUCACCAUCCAGGUGAGGCAGACACAGCCUCCAUCAAUCUUGACUACUACACUGAUGGACACAAUCACCUCACUGAUGACGAUGACAUGCCAGAGCCUCCUCUGAGUCGCUUCACCAGACGUAAAUCAGUGUUCGCAGAAGCCUACGACCCUGAGGAAGAUGACGACGACGGAGAGAGGAUCAUCCACGCUAAGUCAGAUGAGCAGCGACAGCGCUUGUCUGAGGCUGUUAAAAACAUCUUCCUCUUCAGAUCUCUUGAUCAUGACCAGAUUGGUGAGGUCCUGGACGCAAUGUUUGAGCGACGGGUCACUGAGGGAGAGAAUGUCAUCAGACAGGGCGAUGAUGGCGAUAACUUUUACGUUAUUGAGUCGGGUGUGUACAACAUCUACGUGAAAAACGAGAACGAUGCAGAGCCUCGGCUCGUGGGUAACUACGACAACUCCGGCAGCUUCGGGGAGUUGGCCCUCAUGUACAACCUACCUCGAGCUGCCACCAUCCAGGCAGUGACCUCCGGUGCCCUCUGGGCCAUGGACCGCCACACCUUCCGCAGAAUAUUACUCAAAUCUGCCUGCAGGAAGAGGAAGAUGUACGAGGCACUGCUGGAAAAUGUGCCUAUGUUAAAAACAUUGGAGAAAUAUGAGCGUCUGAACCUAGCUGACGCACUGAUACCAAAGGUGUACGUACCAGGGCAGCAGAUUAUUAUGCAGGGUGACAGUGCUGACGGCAUGUACUUUGUAGAGGAUGGAACGGUUCGCAUUACUAUGGCCAAAGAAAAUAAUGAAGAAAAGGAGAUUAGCCGAGUCUCUGUUGGUGGUUACUUUGGAGAGCUGGCACUUGUCACUAAGAAAGCAAGAGCAGCCUCAGUGUAUGCUGUUGGCAAGGCCAAAUUAGCAUUCUUAGAUGUGGAGGCCUUUGAGCGUCUGCUUGGUCCAUGCAUGGAUCUAAUGAAGCGAAACAUUGAAGACUACGAGAAUGAGCUUCUUAAGAUUCUUUGGCUCCAAGGCUAACAUCUCCGACAUACGAUGAAGUAACAUCCAACUUUCUUAGUACGACAGUCACCAAAUUAUGCGUCUGAGUCUUGGGAAUUGGAGGUACUGGUAUUUGUGCUUCAUUCAUCAUUCAGAAGGCAAUGCUGAUUAACAGAUGAUGGAGAUGAUCUUAAUGAUUAAGAGGAAAAAAAAAUGAUUGUUAUAAUUGCGUAGCUCAUGUUAGCUUUGGGUUUCCCUAGUGUCCACGCCUUUGGCCAGCUGGCAUGGCAACUGGGUUUGUCUGUGUCUUCUCUCUGUUUGCCAAGGGCUGCUUAAUAGGAAUAAAAUGACAAAUAUUAUCCUUAUUUAGCAACAUUGGAUAGUUUUUCACUUGAUUGAUGACUGUGGUGAUUAAUUUUGUCUAAUUUUAAUUUUAAUUAAAAGCAAUUGUAUUAAGUAUCAAUUCAAAUCCGACUUCAUUGCUUUAAAAGCUGUAAUUUGCUUUACACUCUAUAAUUUAUGUUAGUCAGGAUGUGAUUAUUAUAAUCCAUAUAUCCAGGAGAAUAAAAAGUGAGUUUUUGCAGUGAAACACCUCGGUAAUACAGUGGAAUAAUCCAAUUAAAAAAUACAAAAUAAAAUUGCACCGCAGAAACCUCAGUGUUUGAUGGAGCUUCCUGUGAUGCAAGUUUCUCGACACUCAGUGAGGAUGUUGCCACCGGCACAGAGUUGUUUCACUUGUUAAAUGCAACUUCUUGGACACCAGUCUUAUUCUGAAGAGAAAGUAUUCUUCCUCCUUUGUACAGAUUAUUGUCUUUUUGUCUAGUGUAUAAACAUUAUUCAUACAUUUAUUUAAUUAAUGUCAGUAACUUUAUAGACUAGGACAAUUCCCAGGUACUAUUUUGCCCUUUGCAAGGUGCUAACACUUAUGAAUAUACAUAGAGUAUAUACAUAAAGUAUAUACAGGUAUAUACAUAAAGUAUAUACAUACAGUAUAUCAAAACUCUUCUCAAUGCCCUAUCACAGAUUUUUUAAUAACUCUACUUACUCUGUUUUUCAUGGGCCAAGAAACAAAAGUAUUGUAAAGAUACUCUCCUUUAAUUACUCUGUAUAGCUCAUGCUGAUUCCUCUUCAGUUCAAUACAGGUAUAUGAGCAGGAGAAACUGUUAUUAAUUUUUAUAGUUCAAGUGGAUUAACUGCUGGAAAAAUAAAAAUAUCUUCAUUAUUGUUUCUCAGGAUUAUUUUUCAGAGUAAUUUUAGUGCCCUGCAUCAUAGUCAGUAGGCUGUUAAAUGUUCCCUGGUAAAGUGGUAGAGUUGUCAGUGUACAAGGCCCCAGUUCCAGAACUUGAUCUUGCAUUCACCUUAGUUUAUUAUUAUAUUCAUGAAAAAGUGCUAAACCUAUUGGGGGUCAUACUGCCCCUGUGGAAUGGGGGAUAGUCACUUUGAUUUGAAGAAAGGGAGGUCGGCUCUGCUUUCUUGAAUCAAUAGAUUUUCAUCAACUUUGAACAUCACCUUUAGCAAUUAAAGUGCUCACAUAAAUGAUUCAGGCAAUCAAUAUGGUGCAGCUACACUAUAAAGGAGCAGUUUUUCCUCAUUUUAAUAAGUUUGUUUCUGGAAUCUAGCCGGCCUAAACCACACCUGUCCCAUCAACCCAGCAUCUGUAAGAUUGACUUAACCUAUGUUUUCUGAACCCCCUUUUGUAGUUAAAAGUGCAUUGCAUAUUAAUAGUUCCUUGCUUUAAUUAAUAUUUUCUAUCACCAGCUACAUAUGUCGAAAAGAACAAGAAGUUAGAGGAUUACAUGAUUAUAUUAGCUACACAAAUUAUAAUGUGUUUAAUAAAGCAGUUACGUGUAGGUCAGUUUUCACUUGCUCAAAACAUUGCCUGAGACAUUAUAUGCACCAUCAUUUAAGAAGCACAGAGUAAUAGAUGCAUUGUAGAUCACCCGAAGACUAAGUUGUCUCUGGUUAACUGGAUGGUUAGUCAAGUUCAGGCAGGCAGGUCAGUCUUAGUUAUAUGGUGUGGAGUUCAUGGCUUCGCUCAGUUAGACCAGUUGGUCAGUGGGAAGGUCAGUUUUCACUUGCAACUAUAAGCAGAUGAAGAGACUGUGUUCAAGUAGGUGACCUAACAUUUAUUCAUGAAGCUGAAAAUAUCUUGAAAUGGAAAAUAUUAAGCUAAUGAGGCAAAAAUUUAAUAUUCGUAUAAAGUAGGGGGCAGACUCGUUGCAUUUAAAUUUUUCCAUAGAUAUAAGGUCACCCUGAGUGUUUCACACAUUGUCUCAUGACAAAGUACAUUGCAGAGAUUGGACAAAAAAAGUAAUUUAAUAUUUUGAAGGGUGAUUUGUGGUAAUUAUGAAAUACUGAUUUAUUUAGUAGCCCAAAUUUUAAGGCCUUGAGUUAAUAAGUGUUUUAUGCUUUCAACAUGUAUUCUUGUAGAUAAAUAUUGCACUGAAUUUUUUUUAAGUAUCUGCUAGAAAUGUACUGACUUUUUUCAUAAAGCUAGAUUACAUUUAUAAAUUAUCAAAGAGCAGUAUCAUAAAAAUAAAUGAAAUUCACAUUAAAAGACUCCAAAAAAUCAGAAAUUUAGUGCAUCUUAAAUAUAUUUUUUAAGAAGUCAUUUCAUUAAAGUUAAAUUUUCUAGCUACAGAAUUUUCUUUAUUAGUGGCUCUUAAUUAUAUAUGAUGGUAACUGAAAUUUUUAAAAUGAAAUCAAUUUAUGAAAUAAUUACCGACAUCUUAGUAUAGCAUAGAUCUAAACAAGACAUUUAUAUUAUUAACUAGGUGUACAAUCAUGCAGUGGAAAUAUGAACAAUGUAAUUUGGGAAUGUGUAUGAGUAUUUCUAAUUUGAAAGAUUUUUUUUUAUAACUAGUGGUCAUCUACCAAGGCAGAGUGACUCCAAAAAAGAAAAAAAAAAAGAAAACACAACAAUGCUUUUUAAAAUACAGUAAUACAUAAUUGUUGAGCCUCAUAAUUGGUCACCAAAAGAUUUUGAAUCAAGAACUGCACUGUCCUGAACAUUAUAAAUAAUACCUGUAUUUAUUUUGUGGAAUCCUGCCAAACUGAUAGAUGUCCAUUGUCAGCCAGGAUGGAUUUUUUUUCUUUUUUCAGAAAUAUAUAUGGUGAUACUGUGAAGCAGUAUAUUAUUAUUAUUAUUGCAGUCAUGGGGAGAGUGCUAAACCCACGGGGGUCAUACAGCACCUGAGGGAAUGGGAGGCAGUCAGGCUCGAUCCAAGGAAGGGGAGGGCCUGUCCAAUUCCUUGGAUCAAGAGCCCCUCACUGGCGCCAAGGAACCUCCCUUGAGGGGACUCUUGAAAUAUUGAUGUUGUCAAAAUGUUUUUCAAAAAAAUUCUACAUGUCACCAAACACCUCUAUAGUUUGAAACAUAAGCUAUAUUUGUUAAUAUAAGGAAGAGUCAGUAGUAAUCUAGAUGCCAUUGUCAGACGAUGUAUGCAAAACCUAUUCAAGUUGCUUUCUGGCAGGUGAGUAAUGCCUAUUGCAAUACAGGUAUUGUUCACAACUGUUGUUUACAGGAGUGACUGGAUAAGCUCAUCAUCUGUGAGAUGAGUCAGGCUGUGUCCAGAACCACCUGUAAAUCUCUCCUAGACACCUCCACUUCCUCAGUGUCUGAAAUUUCCUACUCUCGUCCAUUAUAAGUCAGCGAGAAUUAUUCGUUUCCUAAGUUAUGUAUAAAAUAUGCUCUCUGGCAUUAUGUUGGGCAAGAGAAGAAAUAUAAGAGCCUAUAUUAUAUUUUUUCACUGUUUCUUCUAUAGAGCUAUCUUCAUUAAAUAAAAUUGUGAGAUUAGU